AAUUGCUUCUUUUAUUAUUUCUAUCUGAAAGGUGUUUAUGUUGAAAAUGAUACCACACUGCUCCAUCCUGCUGUUACUAUGUGCGGCCCAGCUGCUCUCCCCUUCCUCAGCACUACCCUUCGAGCAAAAGGGCUUCUGGGAUUUUGCAAUGGACAGCAUGGACAGCGGUGGCAUAAUGGCGAUGAUGAGGGAUGAGGAAGAAGGUUCAGCUACGGGGGAGGUCCUUCCCCCUGACAUACACAUCUGUCCAUUUGGCUGCCACUGCCGCCUCAGGGUCGUUCAGUGCUCUGACCUCGGUUUGACAGAGGUGCCAAAAAAUAUUCCUCAAGACACCAAGUUUCUGGACCUGCAGAACAACUAUAUCAGUGAGCUGAAAGAAGAUGACUUCAAAGGCCUGACACACUUAUAUGGUCUGUCUCUGAGGAACAACUUCAUUUCCAAAGUCCACCCCAAAGCAUUUGUCCACCUGAAGCAAAUGCAGAAGCUCUACUUCUCUAAAAACUAUCUGACCACCAUCCCUAAGAACUUGCCAAAUUCCCUAGUUGAGUUGAGGAUCCAUGAGAACCGUAUCAAGAAGGUGGCGGCUGGAGCCUUCACAGGACUGGUCAACAUGAACUGCAUGGAGAUGGGAGCAAACCCCAUCCACAACAGUGGAUUUGAGCCUGGAGCCUUCAAAGGACUGAGACUGAAUUAUCUGCGUAUAUCAGAGGCCAAACUGACAGGAGUCCCCAAAGAUCUCCCAGAGACUCUCAAUGAGCUUCAUCUGGACCACAACCAGAUCCAGGCUAUCGAACUGGAGGACCUGAGCCGCUACAGAAACCUCUACAGGUUGGGUCUUGGUUUUAACCACAUCCGAAACAUUGAGAAUGGCAGUCUGUCCUACCUGCCCAGGCUGCGAGAGCUGCAUCUGGAGAACAACCGCCUCUCUCGUGUUCCUAAAGGCCUCCCGGACAUGAAAUACCUACAGGUGGUGUACCUGCACUCUAACAACAUCAACCAGGUGGGUGUGGACGACUUCUGCCCUCGAGGAUUUGGGAUGAAGAGGACUUUCUAUAAUGGCAUCAGCUUGUUUGGAAACCCUGUCAACUACUGGGAGGUUCAACCCGCGACAUUCCGCUGUGUCAGCCAGCGGCUGGCUAUUCAGUUUGGAAACUACAAAAAGUAAAGACAGGAAGUGGCAGAAAGAGUAAUGGAAGAUGAUGGAGGAGGAGAUAAUUUAAUUGGGGGAGAGAGAGAGAGAGA
Messenger RNA from Solea senegalensis (Senegalese sole), 1242 nucleotides. It is a transcript of the gene bgnb, whose product is annotated as biglycan b. The coding region runs from base 38 to 1165 and encodes 375 amino acids. Lineage: Eukaryota; Metazoa; Chordata; Actinopteri; Pleuronectiformes; Soleidae. Gene Ontology annotation, molecular function: protein binding. The record is from RefSeq and is a predicted model, not a curated record. The transcript is spliced from 8 exons.